AGAUCAACAACUCAUUAUCAGGAUCAGCCAUGUUUCUUGUCUGUGUCUCGGGAUUCCUCCUUGGGAUGUUGGUCCCAUUCUGUGAAGGCUUCUCACCAAGUACUGUGGCCAAUAUUAACCAGGCAGCCCUGGACUAUGUGGCAGAGAGGGGACGCUCUUCUUUCCAGAAUGCCCUGAAGAUGCAGCUCCCUGAUCUCCCUGACCCCAACCAAGGUGGCUUGCAGCGUAUCCCGGUCUUUAUGUUUGACAACAGCAUUCCCCAAUUCACUCUGAAAUUUAUCCCUAAUUACGGUAUUCGUCUUUCUGCUGCUGGCCAUGUCAAUAUGAAGGUUUUUUUAAAGAAAAAUCUCCUGAAACUACAAGUGGGUGUUAAUAUCUCGGCAGACGUAGUCAUUUCUCAAGCCACCAUAGGAUCACUACUUGUGGAUGUUUCUCUCUGCAAAUCUACCACUGAGGAGAUCAGUGUUACUUACAAAGAAGAUGAGUUAAAAGAACUAUGGAAUCCUCUGCGGGAAUAUGUUAGGGUUAUCUUACCUGACAAGCUAUGUUCGAAGCUCCAUUUCAUGGUUGAAGAACUGAAUGUUUAUAUGGGUACAAUGACUGGUAUCUAUCCUCUUGGUCCCGAAUCCCAGAUCAGCUAUUCUUUGACCCACCCCCCCACCAUCACUGAAGAACAUAUGUCCUUGAAUGUCAGUACCACGUUCUACUUGCUAGGCAAGCCGAUUGUUCUCCCUCCACGCGUGUCCUCCUUCUCCCUGCCUCAUCAAGUGGGCUCUAAGAAUGCCAUGGUUAACUUUGUACUCCCAAAGGAGCUGUUUGACUCAAUUUACUUCCUCAUGCAGAAGUCUGGGUCCAUUAAUCUAGACAUCACAGGCCAGUUGAACUCUGAAAACAAUCAGCUGACCACGUUGGUGCUGGGGAAUCUGAUUCCUGAGGUCCACCGUCAGUUCCCCAAGUCCAUGCCCAUAAUGAUGAAGGCUCGGAUCAGUUCUGUACCAACCUCUACUAUCCUCGGGGAUGAAGUGUCUUUAAAGCUCCCUUACUAUUUGGAGGUCUUGGUGGUCUCCUCUAACUCAGCCUUCAAGUCCCUCUUCUCUCUGGAUGUGAUUGUGGAACUGAAACUCAGGAUGUUUGUGUCUGGAGUGAAGUUGCAGGCUUCUAUAUCAUUCCUCAAGGAUAUCGAGCUCAAAGUGAAUGCCUCCAAUAUGGGUGUUUUUGAUCUGGAGAAGGUGAAGCCUUUAAUAACAUCCACCUUUAAGAAUCCUCUGCUGGAGCAUCUGAAUGCACUCUUUGGCCUGGGAGCCAUGCUUCCCAAUAUUGCUAAACUGAACUACAUCACCCCUGAGGUCUUUGUGCACGAGGGUUAUAUUGUGGUGUCCUGUGGACUUCAUUUCCAGAGUUGAGCAAGAAGAAGAACAUGGAGCUGUGAGAGGCUGCUGGACAGGGCAAGCUGUGUUUAACUGGACCUCUCUUGUUUGGCCAUUUUAUACAUUGAAUGAAUAUCAAAUCCAAAAUUUCUUUAAUUCUCUAAAGCCUAUUUUUGUUUUUGUUUUUGUUAGCUAUGUGAUUGUGGGUUUAUUACUGCUUUACUUGCCUGGAAUUUUUUCUUUCUCCCUUAUCCCUCCCUCACAUCCCAAUCUCAUCUAGAGGAGGAACAUACAGCUAGAUGGACCGUACAAAGAUUCCUAUCUCUUUCCUAACCCAUAUUAAAUACUUCCUCUAGUGUAUCAAUUUCCAGGCUGGGUUUGCUGAGGUCUUUAUGUUUUGGGAUCAAUUGCUGUAGACAUUUCUCUUUCUGGAAACACAUUGACCAGUUCUUCUUUGCCUCUUUGGUUGAGUCAUAAAGUAGCAGGACUGUCUUUUAACCAACCUUAGUAUACAUAGAACCAUCUCAGACACAUUAUUAUUAUAAAAGAAACAGAAAACCAAAGACCCCUUCCUUAAAAACUGGCUAGUCCCUUGGCAAAAAUGGGUAAAUAGGUGAUGAUUGUCAUCAAGUCUCCUUCUGUCUAGGAGAAAAUUGUAUUAGAGACUUUAAAAAAAGAACUUAGUCUGGAGAAGAAGUGCCUAUGGAAAGUAUGAGUGACAUGAUUAAUGUCUUCAAGUAUUAGAAAGCCUGUCAACAGUGAAAGAUGCUUCCUGCUGCAAUGAGAGUAUCUAACAUGUGAGUUUGGCUGCCCUCUGUUCUGGUCAGUUGGAAUCUGACCUCAAGUUAUUCUGGAUGUCACAUUUUAGAAAGGACACUGAUAAAAUAGAGAGUUUCCAGAGAAAUGACCUUGAGAUCAAGCCAUAGAAUGAAAAAUUAAAGGAAUUGGGAUCAUAUAGCUUGCACAAGGGAAGGUUUGGGGGUUCAUAAAAUCCCUCAAGUAUUUGAAGAUCUGUCAUGGAAAUCUUGUUCUGCUUGUCCCUAGGAAGGAGAACUAAGAGUGAUGGAUAGAACUGUCAGAAAUUUUUGGUCCAAUUUGAGAGGAAACUUCUUCAUGAUUAGAUCUAUCCAAAAGGUGGAUGAACAUCCUUGAGAAGUCUUGAAGUAUAGUUUGGAUGACUGGUUAUCAGGAAAGUUGCAGAGGAGAUUUCUGCUCAAGGAUAGGUUAAAAGCUGAGUUUUUUCCAUUUCUGAGAUUCUGUGAUAUUAAGGAUGAAAAUAGAUAGAAGAUGUAGCAGUGGUAUGGGAUGUUGAACUUAUUUCAAAUGAUGUUACUUAUUCAUGCAUUAAAAAUUCAUUAAUCUAUUUGUUAAUAAUAAAAAUUAUUUAG
This is a messenger RNA of Sarcophilus harrisii (Tasmanian devil), 2755 nucleotides long. It is a transcript of the gene BPIFB2, whose product is annotated as BPI fold containing family B member 2. NCBI's taxonomy places the organism in Eukaryota, Metazoa, Chordata, Mammalia, Dasyuromorphia, Dasyuridae. The transcript is spliced from 15 exons. Bases 30 to 1403 code for a protein of 457 amino acids. Gene Ontology annotation, molecular function: lipid binding. The record is from RefSeq and is a predicted model, not a curated record.